AUGUUACUGAAGAAUUUUACGGCAAUCUCUGAGUUCAUCAUUGUGGGCUUUCCUGGACUCCAUCAGGACUACUAUGGCCUUGUCUCUGUCAUUUUCUUCCUCGUCUACACAACCACAGUGGCUGUGAACACUCUCUACCUUGCUCUGUUUGUCAGUUCAGAAAGCCUCAGAAAGCCCAUGUAUAUUAUCCUUGCGAGCCUGGCACUGUCUGAUAUGUGUUUCUCCACUGUUGCAUUACCUAAGAUCAUAUCCAGAUACUGGUUUGAUGCUGGAGCAACACUCUUUCAUGUUUGCUUCUUCCAAAUGCAGCUAAUCCACUAUUUUGGGACAUUAAACUCGUUGAUAAUGAUGAUCAUGGCUCUUGAUCGCUAUGUGGCUAUUUGUUACGCUCUGAGAUACCCAACUGUUAUGACUAACCACACUACCUACAUCCUAAGCAUCUCAGCUUGGGUUACUGCCAUGAUUGCUCCUUCUAUAGCCACUCUACACACUCUACAGCUUCCCUAUUGUGGUCCUAAACUUAUAAUUCAAUGCUUCUGUGACCACAUCUCUAUAACCAACCUGGCCUGUGCAGAGAACACCGAGCAGAAGUUGGUCGCUCUGUGUGUGGCACUAAUUGUUCUCCUUCUCCCUCUAGCCUUUAUCAUUUACUCAUAUUGUCACAUCAUAGCAUCCCUGAUGAGGCUGUCGAACUCACAAAGUCGCUGGAAAACCUUUGCAACUUGCAGCACACAGCUGUGUAUCAUUGCGCUGUUUUAUGUACCUCGCUGUGUUGUGUAUAUCGCCAGCUUCUUGCAAUUCCAAAUCAGCACAGAUUUUAGAAUACUUCUCAUACUACUGUACAGCCUCUUUCCGCCCCUGAUAAAUCCCUUCAUUUACUGUUUGCGUACCAAGGAGAUCAGACAGAUUUUAGGCAAGUGGGUAAACAGGCAGACAGCGAUGAGGCAGUCACCAAGAAUUAAUGUUAUUACUUUGUAA
Myxocyprinus asiaticus (Chinese sucker) is the source of this 978-nucleotide messenger RNA. It is a transcript of the gene or30bv1, whose product is annotated as odorant receptor, family 30, subfamily BV, member 1. Gene Ontology annotation, cellular component: membrane. The transcript has a single exon. The record is from RefSeq and is a predicted model, not a curated record. NCBI's taxonomy places the organism in Eukaryota, Metazoa, Chordata, Actinopteri, Cypriniformes, Catostomidae. The coding region runs from base 1 to 978 and encodes 325 amino acids. Gene Ontology annotation, molecular function: G protein-coupled receptor activity; olfactory receptor activity. Gene Ontology annotation, biological process: G protein-coupled receptor signaling pathway.